Messenger RNA from Tarenaya hassleriana, 1872 nucleotides. Its product is annotated as calnexin homolog 1-like. NCBI's taxonomy places the organism in Eukaryota, Viridiplantae, Streptophyta, Magnoliopsida, Brassicales, Cleomaceae. Gene Ontology annotation, biological process: protein folding. The coding region runs from base 84 to 1664 and encodes 526 amino acids. The record is from RefSeq and is a predicted model, not a curated record. Gene Ontology annotation, cellular component: endoplasmic reticulum; endoplasmic reticulum membrane. The transcript is spliced from 6 exons. Gene Ontology annotation, molecular function: calcium ion binding.
UUUUCUGGGAUUUGUUUCCCGAGAAAAUUUUCCAAUCUAUUUUCCGGUCUGAUCAGAUCACUGAGACUGUUUUCUCUUCGAGAAUGAGAGAAAUGAAGCUUCCGUUCGCGUUGCUACUUCUCGUAACUUUCGGUUCGUUUCAGAAACUUUGCGUCUGCGACGAUCAAACGGUCUUCUACGAACCGUUCGAUGAGUCGUUUGAUGGUCGCUGGGUCGUUUCGGAGAAAGGGGAGUACCAAGGUGUCUGGAAGCAUGCGAAGAGCGAGGGACAUGAUGAUUAUGGGCUUCUUGUGAGUGAGAAGGCCAGGAAGUACGGAAUCGUCAAAGAGCUGGACGAGCCACUAAACCUCAAGGACACAACUAUUGUUCUUCAGUACGAGGCUCGUUUCCAGGAAGGCCUCGAGUGCGGUGGCGCAUACUUGAAAUAUCUCCGUCCUCAGGAAGCUGGAUGGAUGCCUCAGGAGUUCGACAAUGAAUCUCCGUAUUCCAUCAUGUUCGGACCCGACAAGUGUGGGGUUACAAACAAGGUGCAUUUCAUCCUGAAGCACAAGAACCCCAAGAGCGGCAAGUAUUUGGAGCACCAUCUUAAGUUCCCUCCUUCUGUCCCAUUCGACAAGCUCUCCCAUGUCUACACCGCCGUUUUGACAACUGACAAUGAGGUCAGGAUUUUGGUCGAUGGAGAGGAGAAGAAAAAGGGAAACUUGCUGUCUGCUGAAGACUUUGACCCACCUUUGAUCCCUCUGAAAACUAUCCCUGACCCGGAAGACAAGAAACCAGAAGACUGGGAUGAGAGGGCCAAGAUCCCUGAUCCUAAUGCUGUGAAGCCUGAUGAUUGGGAUGAGGAUGCUGCCAUGGAUAUCGAAGAUGAGGAAGCUGAGAAACCCGAGGGAUGGCUGGAUGAUGAGCCCGAAGAGAUUGAUGACCCCGAGGCAGCUAAGCCCGAAGACUGGGAUGACGAGGAAGACGGUGAAUGGGAAGCUCCUAAGAUCACUAACCCCAAGUGUGAGACAGCUCCAGGUUGUGGUCAAUGGAACAGACCGAUGAAGAGGAACCCGGCAUACAAGGGCAAGUGGAGUGCACCUCUUGUCGAUAACCCGGCCUACAAGGGAAUCUGGAAACCAAGAGAGAUUCCAAACCCUGACUACUUUGAGCUCGACAGGCCGGACUUCGAGCAGAUUGCAGCCAUUGGUAUAGAGAUCUGGACGAUGCAAGAUGGUAUCCUGUUCGACAACCUCUUGAUCGCCAAAGACGAGAAGGUCGCCGAGACAUACAGACAGACCACUUGGAAACCCAAGUUCGAUGUCGAGAAAGAGAUGCAAAAGGGCGACGACGAGGCUGCUACCGGAUCCAAUGUUCUCAAGAGCUACCAAAAGGGGCUGUUCGACCUCUUGUACAAGGUUGCGGACAUUCGUUACCUAAGUGCACACAAGGACAAGAUCAUUGAACUCAUCGAGAAAGCAGAGCAGCAGCCAAACAUAACUGUUAGCGUCCUCAUCUCCGUCGUGGUCGUGAUCCUCUCACUAUUCUUUAAGCUCAUCUUUGGAGGUAAAAAGGUGAAGGUGGAAACGAAGAAACGGGAAGCAGCAGAAGCUUCAAAGGAGGAGGAGGAGAAGCAGAAGGAAGAAGCUCCCACAAGGAAGAGGCAGCCGAGACGUGAGGGCUAAUGAACAUUUUCAUAUUCGAAAGGUUGGGCCUUUUAAGGCAUUAGAUAUCUUACAGAAUGCCAUGAAUUUUUGUAUUCAUCGAUAUUAGAUUUGUACAAAAACAAAGUCACUGUCGAUUAGAAGAGCAAAAACAUAUUGUUGGUCUUUUUUAUUGCAAUCAUCAUCAAAUCGCCAUUUGGAGAAAUGGCUUAUCAUGGACUUUUUUUUU